Pelobates fuscus (common spadefoot toad) is the source of this 1165-nucleotide messenger RNA. It is a transcript of the gene SERHL2, whose product is annotated as serine hydrolase like 2. Lineage: Eukaryota; Metazoa; Chordata; Amphibia; Anura; Pelobatidae. The transcript has 13 exons. The coding region runs from base 139 to 1053 and encodes 304 amino acids. The record is from RefSeq and is a predicted model, not a curated record.
UAAUAGCUUUCACAUGCAACUGUAUCAAGUGAAAGAUUCGAAGGUUGGUUAAAGGAACUGCUCAUCUGCCGACAAGAACCGGGAAGAGACUCAGAUCCUUCCAAGGGUUCUAAAAAGAAGGAACUAGGACGGCAAACCAUGACCGCUCUGCUGAAAGAACUGCGAUUUUCAGUCCCCUGGGGUCAUUUGGCUGCAAAAGCUUGGGGUUCAACUGAUGGACGUCCUUUUCUGUGCCUGCACGGCUGGUUAGACAAUGCAAACACUUUUGAUAGACUCAUCCCUUUACUUCCACAAGAUAAUUACUAUGUGGCUCUGGAUUUCUCUGGGCAUGGGUUCUCCUCCCACCUACCAAAGGGAAUGCUCUACCAACAUCUGGAUUAUGUGCGAGAUGUAUACAGAGUAGUGACCGCUUUAGGAUGGAAAAAAUUCUCAAUUUUGUCACACAGCAUGGGUGGUGUUGUUGGUGGUCUGUUUGCUUCAAGUUUUCCGGAGUCUGUCAGUCACCUUUUCCUGCUGGAUUCAUAUGGAUUCUUUCCAAUACACCCGGACUUAAUUCAGAGUAAAUUAAAAAAAACCAUCAAGAAUUUUAUUAAUAUAGACGAUACAUCAAAACCAAAGGUUUAUACCUACGAGGGUGCUCUGCACAGGUUAUUAGAAGCCAGUUUCUCACUGACACCUGCUAGUGCCAAAUUGCUCUUGCAAAGGGGAACCACAUCCGUGCCAGGAGGAGUGAUCUUCAAUCGCGACAUCAGAGUUAAUGCGAAUAACGCUUUCCCUCUAUCGAUAUCAAAUUGCUUGAUGAUCAUGAAGAGCAUUCAGGCUAAUGUCCAUGUUAUCUUGGCGAAGAACGGACUGGAUGAAGAACUUUCACGAGGAGUUUACUCCGAAUAUGGGCGGAUUCUAAUGAAUGGAUACCAAGAAUGUCUAAAGGAGCGCUUUCAACUAUCUGUCGUGGAUGGAAGCCACCAUGUGCAUAUGAAUGAACCAGAGAAAGUGGCCGAAAUUAUAAAUCACCAGUUACUAAAAACAUCACAUCUCUACUCCAACCUCUAACCUGAAUCAGACAUAUUUAAACAUGUUUUUAUCUUUAAUUGCAUUGUAUCAAACUUUCCUAGUUUUUUUUUUUUUUUUGCACUUGUAAAAUAAAUUAAAUAUGGCAAUCUUA